AGCGGCGGCUGCCGUCGGCGCCUGGUGUCCCGCGGCGAUGUCCGGCGGCAGCAGCCGCGGCGGCUCCGGCUCCUCCUGGCACAGCGCCUUCUCCCGCUUCUUCGGCCGCGGCCCCCCCCGCCAGCGCCCGGCGGGCGCCCGCAGUUUUGAAAACAGAGGAAAUGAAGCCAUAAAUUUAAAGAGCAAUCAGAAGGAAAGCUCAACUCUUCCUCCACUGCUGACGGUUUGUCAAAAUGAGGAGAACCACCAUUCCACAGAAGAACUUAGCAAUUCUGAAAUCCAUGAGGACUUAAAAAAAGCUAAUAGUCUUCCUAGUUUGACACCUGGAACCAAAACAGCAGAUAAAGACAAGCAACCCAGAGAAGGUUUUUUUCAGUUUCUUGGAAGCUUAUUUAAUAUUGCCUCAAAAUCUUCUUUGGUAGAAUCUAAACCAUCUACCUUCCAAGAUGUACCCAGCAGAUGUGAAAAGGAUUUACAGAACAGAAAUACCAUUGUGGAAGAUAAACAUCUGAAGAAUCUGAAAACUGAAGAGUCUGUCUGCUCUACAGCUAGAAUAAAAGAGGAUUCUGUAAGUAAAGAUGACACCAUCUUAAACAACAUUGGGAAAGAUACCUCCCAGGAUCUACAAGACCGGAAACAAUGUGCAGAAGUGCUAAAGCAGAUGCAACAGAAACCAGAAUCACCUGCAGUUACUUAUGCAACAUAUCGAGGUUCUGCAAGGAUUAGGCAACUACUGAAGAACCAGUCAAAGAUGGCUGAAAGAGGAGAAGAAAAUACUGAGAACAGAAAUGCUUCACUUGUCAGAGAGAACAGAGAAAUCCAAACAACAGUGUCUUCAGAAUCAGGACAUUUAUUAAAAGAAAAUGGAGAAGAUGAGGAUAAAGAUAAUGAAGAUGAUGUCACAGUAAAUUGUUCUACCACUAGAGAAGACCUGAAGAAGUCUGGUAAAGCUCAGCAUUGCUUGGGUAGCAGUAAACAUGAAAUAACUGCAAAUACUUCAGCUUCAUCUGCUGAUUCAUCUAGCAAAGUCAACUUAAAACAUGCACGAACUUUAGUUACAACAAGAGUGAAGAGAACACAUUCACUAGAUUCAUUAUUGUCAUCUAGGAGGAGUAGUGAGAUACUGAUCAAUCCCACUUGCCAGAGUACCAAUUCCAUUACAAUGAGUCCUGCAAGUUGUUUGGUAGAGGAGGAAGUGGGAAUGCUGGGAGAGUCAGAAGCUCAGUUUCAGACAGAUGAAAAUGCUGCUUUUAAUAUCAAUAAAGAAAUUCAUUGUAGCAAAGCAUCUAAUAAGGAAUCUGCAAAAAAAGUGCAGAAUGAUAGUUUACAUUCACCCAAAUCAAAAAGCAAGACAGUAAAUGAAGAACUACAGCUGAGAAAGGGAGAAUAUUGCUGUAAUCAUCGAACAGGGAGUCCUUCAGAGCUAGCAUUGGAUGUCCAGAUGCUUCAUUCCAAUGCCACUGCAUUUCAACAGCAUACAGAUAGUGCAAAUAAAGAUAGCCAUCCUAGAAAAAGUGAUGCACAGAGAAUUGUGGCAGCUGUAGGAAGUGAGCAAAAUCCACAAAACUGUAUUUCUGCUAUGCUUUUGCCUUUUAAUGAACAAAUACCUACUUUGCUUAGCAUACAGAACAAAGGAGACAAAUGCAGAGCUACAGGUAAUCCAGCUGCUUCAGUAGCAUCUAUUAAAAAUGAUGAAGUUACAGUCAUGGACACGGAAAGCAGUAAUGAAGAACUGAGUGAAUUAGGGAAGACAAUGCAUGUACAAAAUGAUCACCAGUUAAUCCUUGUGGACAAUAAUAAGGAUACUAGUGCGGAACAGUUUGGUUUGCCUUCUCUAGAAACUGAAGGUGUUGAAGCAAUGAAGGUUUUGUCUGAGUUUACAGUGAAAAAUCUUGACAAUGCAUCAUCUUGCAUAAAUGAGUGGGAAAGUCUGAAAUCUAACUUUGGUGAGUUAAUGCCUCCUCUCUCUGUUUCUUAUGAAUUGUCUUUUGAAACUGGAGACUAUUGCUCAACUUCUCAUCUUCCUAGUUCCGAAUCUGAAAAUAAAGCUACAAGGGAAAGAAAAGUCAGUUUAAAAGAUGUGAGAGACACUAUUUCUUCUCCUGAUCAUGAAGAUGAGAAGAAAAAAUCUCUUGAGCAUGUAGAGAUGAGCCUCUCAGGAAAUUCACUUCCUGUCCAUGAGCUUGGUGUUGUUUCCUUUAAAACUGUUCAAAACAUUCCUGUCAAGACAUCAGUUGCACCCGCAGAAGGUAACACAGCAAAGACUGUACCUUGGCCUUUAAUCAGUAUUGACAGGACAGAUGAUGCUAUUGCUGCUGCUACUUCUAAAAUGGAGAAGGCUGGUAUGUCUGAGACUGCUCUUGUUCCUUCUCAAUCUAAGGAUUACGUCUCUGAAUUUUCCUCUCAUAUUUCUAAGUCACAAGAAGAAAUUCUAGAGGUUUCGCAUCCUUCCAUGAUACAUGGAAGGAAGCCCUUGACCAACCAUUGCCCUUUUGUCUGUGAAAAAGAUGUUGAUGUAGACAUCCUUACUGAAUCUCGGCCUAGUAUUGAAGAUAAGGAUAUGAAUAUUUCUUCCAAAAAUGAAAACAAUAGUAAGCCUACAGUAUCACCUACUGUAUUUAAUUCUUCAUCUGACAACCAUCAAAAAGCGCCUUCCUCCACUAACUCUGAAACUGGCAAAAUUGCUAAAUCAUCUGCUGCUUCUGAACAGGACAGCCAGUCCAGCUGUAUUUUUCCUGCUGCUGAGUCAAGAAGAAUUAUCCCUGAGGACAGAAUGACCAGGAUGCAGCUUUGCCCAGAAGACCCACGAGCUACAUGCCCAGCCGUUUCUCUGGAAUCUGACUACAUCCAGCCUACUUCACCAUCCAAGGAAACCUGCAAACUUUCUGUUUCUGCCCUUGAAACCCAGGAGAGCAAUAAUUCCCCUAAUCCUAAACCCAAUGAUGGGGCAGAGUAUGCCUCCACUGCACAAAAAUCUGAUGGCAGUGUAUUGACAAAGAAAAUACCAUCUCCUGUCUGCACUUUGAAAUCUUUGGAAAUGGUCCCUGAGCCAGUCUGUACUGAGAAUGUGAGCAAAAAUACCGUGAAAGAGGUGACUCUCUAUAAUCAUGUUCCUGCUAUCUCAGAAAUCUCUUGUAAAAUUGGUAAUCAGAAACUUACAGAAUCAAAAGAGCUCUAUUCUGAUGAAAUUUUGAAACAUAUGGAUAUACAAGGGCAAGAACAUGCUAAAUUCCAAGAUGCUGCUCUCUUGUUUAAAAAAGCUGAGGAAAUAGUGGAGUCAGUUUUACACUUAGCUCUAGAAGAAAUAAUAGCAAAACAAGCAGUUGGUGUCUGCCAGGUUUGUGGGAGUAAAGAUAGUUUAAUAAAUCUGGAUAUUCUAAAUGAUCAGAAAACUGGAACUGUACAGCUAGAAGAAGAAGAAAUCCAGUCAGCUGUGCAAUCAUUAAAGCAGUUUAAUGAGAGCUAUGCAGGAAGCUCAUCUCCAUUUAAAGAAAAGGCAACAGUUGAUACAAAUAAUCAAGAUGAACAGAUUCCCCUUUACAUCUCUGAUAAAAUUGACCUACAUAGUUCACUGGCAUUGAAAGCAAGAGAAAUAAUUGAUGAAGUUAUUUACUCAGCCAAACAAAAACUGACAUCCAAUCAGUGGCAAGGCAGUGAGAGCAGAAAGGCUUCUGAAAAGCUUGAGCCUGACCCUAAGGCUGAAACCCCAAAGAUUUUAAACUCGGAUAUUAAGUCAUCUGCCAAAAUACAUGAAUUAAACAAAGAAACAACAGAGAAGGUAGAGGCUCAGAAUGUGACUAUAAGCACUGAAAAAGCAGAUUAUUCAGACCUUCCUUUGCUUCUAAAUAGUAUGGAAAAUAACAUACAUGGGCUAGAAGGAGGUGAAAUGGUACCAAGAAAUGUAUUUACAUGUCAAAAAAAUGGAUUUCUACCUACUGGCAGUUUAGCAAAGCCAGAAUCUGACCUUAUGAUAGUAGCAGAAGAGAGACAUACUAAAAAGGUGUAUGAAAACAUGACUGCCACAGAGACAUGUGGUAAAGCUAAAGUAUCAGGAACCAGUAGCAAAUCUGAUGUGUCUUUACAUUUAAUAAAUAGAAAUAUUGCUGUGGCUGAAGAGGUGUUUCUGCCAUUAUACUUCAAAGAUUCGUGCAAUAGUACAAAUACGCCAGAAUGCACGUUGCAGCCAACUGUAAACGUUAAUGUGUCAUCUUCUGUGAAUGGUGAAGAAAAUAUCAGCAUGCAGAGUGAACCUAAAGACAAAAGCAGUCCUCACGGUUGUCUGGAAAGCAGUGCAGAGAAAAGUUUAUAUGAGCACCGUGAAAGGGAGGCUGCAGAAGAAGUAUCUGCACAAGUAAGAGCAACCUUAGAAGAUUUGGAGGCAGAGAAUAAAGACGAAUUAGCCAAUGGAGCAAGUGUGAUAACACAGGUUGAUAUUGGAUUAAAUACACAGUUCAUUGCAUCUGAAUUGCCAGCUAUUGGAGAGGUCAGUGAGGGGGAAAAUUACUUCAACACAGUCUUUGCCCAAAAUACUGAGACUCUAGAACAGGUACAAAUGAAGGAUGGUGACAUGCAAACAGAUGGUUAUCUUGAAGAAGAUGGCCUGGACUGCAGCAAUGACAUGGAGGAAUCAGCAAAUCAUUUGGCCUUUUCUCCACCAAUUGAACAGGGGGAAAAUAGUUCUUUUACUAUAAUUUAUGAAGGUACCCUUCAAACUGAGAACAAAUCUGUGUCCACUGACGAGAUGCAGACUAGCUCUCUCUCUUCUUAUCUGCCACUCGAUAAUACAGAUCAUUUUCUAAUGCAUAAAAGAACAAUGAAUAGACAUGAACCAACCUAUCCUUAUGAAAGGGAUAACAAAUUGAAUGAACCAAUGGAGAGCCAUAGCUCGGAGUCAUUUCUGAACGUGGAGGCUAAGCGCUAUAGAAUAUAUCCUUUUUCACUGUCUCCAAUUUAUGAAGAUGACAGCUCCCAAGAAGACCUGUUAUCCACAGAUGUGUCACCAGAAUGCCAUCCUAGCGGACUAUCUAAAGAUAACACUGACCAUUCUUCUGUGCUGUCCCUUCUUCAGUCAGUUUCUGAGCGUUUGCAGUUUACUACUCAGCUUAGUGAAGAGGAGGAGGAAGUAGAAGAGGAGGAGGAGGAGGAAUCAUUUUAUGAAGAAAAUACUCUUGGUGCUGACAGAGAAGAAGAAUGUGUUUCCAGUCAGUGGACAGGGAAUUUAAAAACCACCUCUCAAACAAAUGACCAAAAUAGGUCUUUGUAUCCUAAACAAACACCUUUUCUUUUAAAAGAACAACAGAACUCUAUGGAGCAGCCAGAACUGCUUCCAGAUGCUACUUCUCCCGGUCAAACACAUUCUAAGCCAGUUUCACAGAAAGUUGAUGCUGCUGUAAAACGUUCUUCUACAAGUGUGUAUUACCAAUAUUUGCAAUCUGCCAGAAAUUACUCCUCUGAGAAGGGAGCCAGAUUUGGAAGCAUUCUGCCGGAUAUGUUGCAGCCAAAGAGUCGUUGGUCCCAAGAUUAUGCCUUGCCAAAAUUGGGAGAGUUGUCAGCGAACUUCAUUGACAGAGCAAGUCUCAAAUGCAAUCCAAGACCAGGAAAGAUUAUUAUUUAUGACAUUCAUGGAGACAAAAGUAAACAAGAAAUUCAUUCUGAUGUGCUAGAUACCACAUCCUGGAUCUUUCCAAUUGGAGCAUUACUUAGGAUAAUUAGAGGAUGCUGGAUAUUUUAUGAGAAACCAAACUUCCAGGGUCGGAAAUACGUUCUAGAAGAAGGAGAAACUGUCCUUGAUCACCUUUGGGAUCUUCCGGGCAUGAAACAUCGUCGACGAAACCUCAUAGUUGGUUCAGUCAAACAUGUAACAAAGGACUGCAGCAUUCCAGAGGUGGAGUUCUGCCUGGGAGCUGGCACAGAGGGAUCUCCUAUCUGCAUACAGGGCGCAGUCGCCAAUUUGGAAGAACUGGAUGUUGAAAAAAACCCUUAUAUUAGGGUCAGAUCAGGCGUAUGGCUUGUUUAUUCAGACCUUAAUUACAAGGGAGAGAUGAAAAUUUUGGAAGAAGGCAAUUCACCAUCUGAAAUUCCUUCAGCAGAUGUGAAAUCCCUACGUCCCUUAAAAAUGGGUGGGCUAAAAGUACAAAUGCCUAUGAAUGUCAAGAUAAUAAUAUAUGAGAAAACCCACUUUGGAGGAUGGUCCAAAGAGUUUUCUGAAAACAUCAGUUCUGUCCCAGCUCUGUUGCGUAAUGAAGAGGUUUUUCAGGAAAUUGGAUCAAUACGUGUCAUUGGUGGAGUAUGGGUUGCCUAUGACGAGGAAUGCUACAAAGGCCAUCAGUACCUGCUGGAGGAGGGAGAUUAUGAAGACAGACACUCAUGGGGGGGAACUGACAGUGUCCUAUUGUCUUUCCGGUUCCUUCAGGCUGAUUUCAUAGAAUCAUCAGUGACACUUUUUCAGUCUGAUGAUGAAGACGAGAAAGCGUUGGAUAUUGUCAAUGAAGAAAUUCCUGAUUUGGAGCAGGCUGGAUUUGGCCCAGAGACAAGAUCGAUUCUUGUGAGAAACGGAGUGUGGGUUGCCUAUCAACAGAAAUAUUUCUGUGGAGAACAAUAUGUAUUGGAGAAAGGAAAAUACAAGUGUUUCUUUGACUGGGGAGGAUCCAAUAAAAUUAUCAUGUCAAUUCGCCCUCUUAAGUUGGAACCACUUGGAAUGGAUGAGCCUCCACAUUUGCUCAAAGCUUUCAGUAAUACACAUUUCCAAGGAGCAUGUAUAGAUUUCACAGCAGAAGUUUCUGAUUUUACAUCAUUCAUACCAUGUUCUUUUAAGGUUCUUCGGGGAUGUUGGCUCCUGUAUUGCCAAGGGGAAAUUACUGACAAUCAAUGUGUGCUGGAAGAAGGCCUCUACCCUGACCUCGCUUCCUGUGGCUGCCCCACUGCUUCAAUCAAGUCCCUCAAGCCUAUUGAAUAUGUUUUUGCUGAACCCUCCAUCAGUCUGUUUGCUCUGGAAAGCUGCGCGGGCAGAGAGCUGCACUUCAGCGAACCCGUCAGCUCUGUUCUGCACGAGGAGCUUCAUUUUUACGCUCAGUCCGUAUGGGUGAGAAGUGGAUUGUGGAUUGCAUAUGAAGGAUGUCAUUUUUUAGGAAAGCAGAUUCUAUUGCAGCCCGGUGAGAUUUCAAACUGGAAUGAGUACAGUGGCUGGAAAGUAAUUGGUUCCCUUCGUCCUAUAAAACAGCCAGCCGUGUACCUCAGAGUCAAGAACCGAGCUCAAGGGAAAUAUCUGACAGUUGCUGGAAGCCGAGCAGAUAUAAGAGCAACAUCAGUGUGCGUGUCCCCAUACAACGGCAAGAACACUCAGAUCUGGCACUACUGUCGUGGACUCUUCAAAUCUAAGGCUAAUGAUGCCUGCCUGGAUGUCAUCGGUGGCAGAGAUGUGCCUGGGGCCAAAGUCGCACUCUGGGCAGAACACAGGAAGGACAGGCAAAAGUGGAGACUCAAUGAGGAUGGAACCAUCAGUUCAUACCUCAGCAACCAACUGGUGCUUGAUAUUAAAGGAGGAAAUUGUUAUGACAAGAAUCACAUCAUUAUGAAUCACCCCAUAGAGGAUGAACAUUCACAGAAGUGGGAUAUUGAAAUACUGUGAGUGAAACCCACCACACAGACUUGGGAAGGUGACCUUAAGUGGAUUAUUACCAUUUGGAGAAAAAGAACUACUGAAGUCACAUACCACUGGAACCUUAAACAGCAAAUCCUCUCUCCUCUCCUUCAAGCCAAGCACUGAUUCCUAAAACAACUGAAAUUUGCACAAAUCUGGAGGAGAAGUUGAUUAAAGUCUUCCACAGAGACUGCACUCUGAUCUGAUUCUUUAGAGGCCACUCCUAUGAAAUUCACUAUUACUGUUCAUCAAAGUAUUAAAAAGUAAAUGCGUAAGACUGGACAAGAAACUUUGCAGGACGUGAACUGCGAAAUAAUACGGGAAGGGUGCUUCAGAAAUGUUGCCUUUACCUUCCUCUCCAAAGCUGAUGGAAACUUGCUGAAGAAUGAAUGCACUAAUGAGGUUGAGUUGGACUGUUUUAUGUCCCAAGUAAAACUAUUUAGCCUCCAGAAGAUUCUGAAUCUCAAAUCAUCUCUCUUGCUGAAGUGCAGUUUAUUUUGUUCAUAAAAACAACUUUGAACUGGAAUUCUCAGCUCAGUGAGCAAGACGGAACAGGAUGAAAAGCAUAACUUUUCUACCUUCCUACUAUUAUUACUGGUAAAAUUACCUUCAUUUGUUUUAACAGUACCAAAUUUCUGGAUUCAGGAACUUAUUUUGCUGACCCGUGGGCUGUUUCCAACCUAUGAAAUUGUGGGCAGGUUGUCUCUAAAGAUAAGCUUUAACAUACAGCCAUACGUUCACAUAUCAAAAGAGAAUAAACUAUUCUGUAUCAGGUUAGAUUUCUGUAAGGGCUAGCUAAGUUUAGCGCAGUAACACUUUACUCACUGUAGCUGUAUUUUGCUUGAUGUAUAUAAAUUAAUGUAAUCCUUCACAAAAUAAUUCACCAUAGCAUAUAUUUUCAGAGGUGCUAACAGCUUGCAUUCCAACACUUGCUUGCUAUCAGAGGAACCAUGUACUGCAUGCUAAGUUCACCCUCAUCAGCAACAUGUACGUCUUAACCUUUGGAUGAGGAAAUAGACUAAGGAAGUCCUUGGUAUGGUGGUGAUUUCCUCAAUUUCAAUACUAUGCAAGCAUCCUACUAGCUAAGCUCUGAGAGAGAAAAAUACUUUAUUGGACUUUAAAUGUUGCAGGCUUAAAAGGCCUGCACCCCUCUCAAUACUGACAAAUAACAGAAUACAGUUACGUGGAGACAGUUGUAGGGCUGUGAACACCUGAAGUCCCUGAGAUCAUUUAAUUUCAGUGUCAUUGAUUUAGUCUACUUCACUGACUACGUAAUAUUAUCUUUCCUUAUUUGUAUUUUCAGGGUAUGUCUGUAUCUCUAAUUAUUUAAAGAGUUUAGAUUAGCUAAAGACAAAGAUACUAUUUUAGUUUCCAAAAGCUAUUCCACUUGUGCAUUCAAGCAGGUUCAUCCUUAGAAGAAAAAAAAAAAGAGUUUGCCACAAAAGUUAAACAACAUAUGGAUGUCUAUUUUUGUAUGAAAUGGAGUUCUAUAUAGUACUAUUUAAAAAAAAAAACCUACCUACUUGCACUUACUAUUUUGCAUUCUAAGAUUAUAGCUGUUCAGUAACAUAUAUUCAAAUGUAUAUAUUUUUCCAACUAGAGCACUUGUUUAGCUCUUUCUGUGUUCUACAUGAUUUUUGCUUUCCAUAUGCAAUUUCAAAAGCAUGUGUAAAAAGCUCCCGCUGCUUAAACAAAGAUUGACUAAAUCAUACUUGGUGCAUCAAUGUUACAUAAUGAAGCAGGUUUUUUUUCGUACUGAGAGAGCCUGAAUGUAAAAUGCAAACGUGUAUUUUAAUUGUAUAAAACUUUUCAGGAAGA
Molecule: messenger RNA, 9457 nt
Organism: Rhea pennata
Lineage: Eukaryota; Metazoa; Chordata; Aves; Rheiformes; Rheidae
Gene: CRYBG3
Product: crystallin beta-gamma domain containing 3
Exons: 22
Coding region: 38-7627 (2529 amino acids)
Biological process (GO): visual perception; lens development in camera-type eye
Molecular function (GO): structural constituent of eye lens
Source: RefSeq, a predicted model, not a curated record